Messenger RNA from Neocloeon triangulifer, 1232 nucleotides. RefSeq names its product cytochrome c oxidase assembly protein COX18, mitochondrial. Gene Ontology annotation, molecular function: membrane insertase activity. The coding region runs from base 151 to 1134 and encodes 327 amino acids. The transcript is spliced from 2 exons. Gene Ontology annotation, cellular component: mitochondrial inner membrane. The record is from RefSeq and is a predicted model, not a curated record. Lineage: Eukaryota; Metazoa; Arthropoda; Insecta; Ephemeroptera; Baetidae. Gene Ontology annotation, biological process: protein insertion into mitochondrial inner membrane from matrix; mitochondrial respiratory chain complex IV assembly.
CCCUUUCAAGUUUCAUGUUUAGAAGCGCAGUGCUCUUGAGUCUGGGCAGAAUACUUUAAAAAUACUGCGCGUCCUUUAGACAAGAUAUUAGCGCUAGAUCUAUCUUAAUUCUUGACCCUUUGAUGGACUUUUAAAAAACAGGCUCUAAAAAUGCAUAAGAUUGUCAGAUGUGGUUGUGCAUUCCAAACACCAACCCAAAGCUACCUGAAAUCAGUAGCCACCUCGCAUCAUGUUCAUCAGAGACGUUACAUCGAAAGCUCGUCGGCGGCCUCUCCUGGCUUUUUCCAGUCUAUAUCUGAGAGUAGUGCCGUUCUUCAAACACAAAAUUUGCUAGAAAACAUCCACGACCUGUCGGGUCUUCCCUGGUGGGCGACCAUCUGCGUUUCAACUGUUCUCUUUCGGUCCGCGGUGACCCUUCCGCUGACUAUUUACCAAAACAAAAUCUUUGCCCGACUGGAAAAUAUUCGAGAAGAGCUAAAUUCUCUUGUACCCGAGUUAAAAAAAGAAACUGCUAUUGCAAUAAAAAAGUUUGGUUGGACAGAGAAGGAGGCAAAAGAAGCCUUCUCCAGGUCGAUGAAGAAACAGUACGACCUUCGAGUGAUUCGUGAAAAUUGCCACCCUAUCAAAUCAACUGUGGUAAUCUGGGCACAACUGCCAAUGUGGGUUUGCCUGUCGAUGGCCUUCAGGAACAUGGCGUCUGUACAAAGUGGAGACAUUCAGGCCCAACUGACCUUCCUUGAAUUCACCCUUGGAGGCACCCUCUGGUUCCCAAACCUGACACUGCCCGACGCCUCCUGGAUCCUGCCUGUGACCUUGGGACUGGUAAAUCUAGCCAUUGUGGAAAUCCAGGUGGCCAAUCGAGCGGCCAAGGCAGCCGGUGCGCCCAACAAACUGCAAAGGUAUGCGACAAACUUCUUCAGGGUUGUCAGUGUGAUCAUGGUGCCUGUGGCCGCCUCUGUGCCAAGCUGUAUGAGCCUCUAUUGGACUGCGUCCAGCACCUGCGGCCUUGCCCACAAUAUGCUUCUCUUUUCACCAAAGUUUCGAAGACUCGUGCGAAUCCCGAAGUCUGCAAACGAACUUAAAAAUCCCUAUUCCAACUUAGUGAAGCAUUUUCAGGAAAAAUUAAGACUUUAAUCAUCGAGUGAUUCUUAACAAAAAGUUUACCACUAGGAUUUAUUAAUUAUCAAUAAACAAGUCAACAGCCAAGCCAAAUUGCAAUAUUUCACUUCCUU